AUGGAUACUUACCGUUUAGAUGUCAAGAGAGGAAUAAGACAAUUAAAAUUAAAACUCUUAAAUUACGAAGCUAUACUCCAGAAGUUAGCAGAGAUGAGAAGACUUUACCAGAGCUACUUACAUGUAAGGGACUUACCUUCAAGCAGUCCGACCAAAGAUGAAUUUUCUGACAUUGUCCCAAUUUUGUCCGAAUGUCAGCUCAGAUGUUUUGAACUGCGCCCAACAUAUCCAGAAUAUGAACGUUUGCCUGAACUCUUCCGCAAUCUCAAAAAACGUUUUUUGGUUCUCAUGUUCGAAACUUUUAUCGGAAGAGACAACAAACGUUCAGAAGAAGAACAAGAUAUUAUUUUAAACUUGUUGUAUGACUUAACUGUCAUAACAAGCUUUUUGAAGUAA
Messenger RNA from Trichomonas vaginalis G3, 396 nucleotides. RefSeq lists its product as uncharacterized. The coding region runs from base 1 to 396 and encodes 131 amino acids. NCBI's taxonomy places the organism in Eukaryota, Parabasalia, Trichomonadida, Trichomonadidae. The record is from RefSeq and is a predicted model, not a curated record. The transcript has a single exon.